Molecule: messenger RNA, 1160 nt
Organism: Theobroma umbraticum
Lineage: Eukaryota; Viridiplantae; Streptophyta; Magnoliopsida; Malvales; Malvaceae
Product: ribosomal protein S5 domain protein
Biological process (GO): regulation of translational initiation
Cellular component (GO): cytoplasm
Source: RefSeq, a predicted model, not a curated record
UUUGUCCAAAUGGAAAUGGGCUUUCCAUUUGAAACGGCGGCCGGAAAAGAAAAAGGAGCCUAUGAAUUUUUUGAAACGACAAACAGGAGAGUAACUAAAGCCACCAAAACAAGCAAAUGCCAGUGGCAAUAACAACACCUGGCUACCGCUACUGCCACAAGCUCAACCACCGUCUAUCCGCCUCACUUUCCUCCCUCUGCACUGCCAAAAACCCAAUGGUCACCACCGCCAGUAGCUCCAGCACCGCCUCCAACGCAGGCGCGUACACCACAAUCAAAGAAACAGUAACAUUCGAGAAAGAAAUAAAAAAGAGCAAAUUCAUCGCCAUCGCCGGCCCUAUCUCCAACGAACAAUCCGCUCACUCUUUCCUCAAUCAGGUUAAGGAUCCGCGCGCCACUCACAAUUGUUGGGCUUACAAGGUUGGGGAUCAGUACCGGUCGAAUGAUGACGGUGAACCUUCAGGAACAGCGGGGAAGCCGAUUCAUUCUGCCAUUGUUUCUUCAGGUUUAGACAGAGUAAUGGUGGUCGUUGUUAGGUAUUUUGGAGGAAUUAAAUUGGGAACGGGAGGACUUGUUAGGGCUUAUGGUGGAGUGGCUUCGGAAUGCUUGAGAAAUGCUCCGACUUGUCUUGUAAAAUCUAAAGUUCCGAUGGGUGUGGAGAUUCCUUUCGAUCUUUUGGGAGUUCUAUACCAUCAAGUACAAUCUUUUCAAGCUGAGGACAUCGAACAGGAUUAUGAUACUGGCAAAGAUGGGAUCACCAUGGUUUCCUUCAAAGUUGAUUUUGAUCAGGUUGAGAAAUUAGAAGAGGCUAUUAAAGCCAAUUGUAGCAGAGAACUUGUGUUUUAUAAGCACUGACACUGACUUUGCUAUUUACCGUACACACAGAGGUUGUCUACAAUUAUUCAAGCUUUGGACCAACAGAUGUAGGAUUGGUAUGUGCUGUAUAUCUCUUUUUCCUGUUUAGGAGCCGAUCCUAACUACAUAUUCUUAAAAUCUUGUUUGGGGAAAUACCUUGUGAAAUUAGUCAAAAGCUAGUACAAGAAACUACUAAAUUCUUUCCUGCCUAGAAGUAAAAGUUUGUUUUUGGGCUAUGCCUUGAUUAAUUUAUUGUGCAUAGUAUUCAGUUUGACAGUAAUAAUAGUAUCAUGGGAAUGUUUUACA